ACAAAUAAUUAACAAAUGUUUUUAAAUUAUUUGAUACAAUGUCUGGCGCUGCUGCUGCUACUGCAGAGCGUUUCAGCGGAAGAAUAUGAAUUUAUACCUGGACGCUGCGAGGAUUAUCCAGGUGUGGAGUCGCAAAUUGGCGGUGAUCUUACUCUCUGCAGCUUUCCACCCAAAUAUGAGAUGCCUGAUAAAGAGGAUAUAGAUGCCGUCAUCAAGCACAUUAAGGGCUUACUUACAAAUUGAAUACACAGCAGCGGUGAAAAUAAUAGUGUGCACACAUAUCUUCUUAGAACAUGUUAAAAAAUACUUGAAAUAUAACUAAAGAUAAGUAAACAUUAAAA
This is a messenger RNA of Drosophila grimshawi, 341 nucleotides long. RefSeq lists its product as uncharacterized. The transcript has 2 exons. Bases 16 to 243 code for a protein of 75 amino acids. The record is from RefSeq and is a predicted model, not a curated record. NCBI's taxonomy places the organism in Eukaryota, Metazoa, Arthropoda, Insecta, Diptera, Drosophilidae.